AUGCAGGAGCGUCGGGCAAGGCGGGGCGGGGUUGCCUCCCGCUGGUUGCUGCUUUGUCUUGGGUUGACGCUGCAGACUGCAGCUCAGCAGUCGACAGAGCUGGAGACUCGGCUGGCGAGAGUGCAGACAUUGCAGCAGACGCUGGUCAGUUGUACGGCCAAUCUCAGCCGCGCUGGGGUCUCCGUACAGCCCGAAAACACGACACUGGCCACCGCUCAGCUCUUUUCCCAAUACAUUCCCUUUGACACCAAUCACACCAUGAUUCUGGCCCAGAGCAUCGCCGCUUUCAAUCGCCACCCCAACAUCACGGACCAAGACAUAAGCGCCGCCCAGCUCGUGCCCCUAACCGAGGCCACACAGCUCCAGGGUGUGCUGCAGCGUGCCGUGGACGAAUGCAACCGCAUGGCGCAGGGUGGAUCACGCCCCCACCUUCCCAUCCUGACAAUGCCCAUCACCUUCAACAGCACGACGGGCGCCUUUCAAAACGUCCACGGUGAGCCCCUUCUGCUCACGGGCUACAACGAGGCUCCAAGUUUGGACAACAAUCCUCAGCACACGGCCAUGGCCCGGGCACUCGGCGUCUAUACGUACGGGGUGGGGUUCAACGUCGCCCAACUUAUGCCUACGCCGUGGAAUAUAUCGCAGGAGGCCAUCAGCAAUAUCAAGUCGAACGUGGUGGCACAAGGUCUUCAAGGACGACUCGCCUCGCUUACCAUGUCCAACGGCCGGCAGGGCGGCUCAAACAGCCCAACCUCAUACGCCAUGCCAGCAUGGGCACGGGACAUGUACCCCGAAAUCAACCGGGAUGCCGGUCAAAACCAAUUUUGCAGCUAUGACAUUGACCACCCCGUCGUUCGAGAAAUCUUCAACCAAACCCUCUCCGCGCUCAUGCCCGCCAUCAUUGAGGAGCCGGCACUACUGGACAUGCUACUCGCCAACGAGCCGGGCUACGAACGCACAAACUCGAGCUAUACCCUGGCCAAGUUUGUCAUCUUUUUGCAGGACUCGUAUAACAACAGCAUCGCGCUGCUCAAUUCUCAGUGGCAUACCAACUUCUCGAGCUUUGACGACCCGCGCAUUGCUCAGGCCAUGAGCCCCCUUGCUUUUGGCCAGGCCCAGACGUUGGUCUGGGAGCGCUUCAACAUGUUGCGCGUGACGGACUUUUACACUUUUCUUCACACUGUCAUUCAAGACGCCGCUGGCGGCCGAGCCAAGCUUCACGUCAAAACCACCAACAGCGAUUCCCUCCUGGGCCCGCACCACUACAAUGGCAUUGACCGCCAAGCUCUGGGUCAGCUCAUGGAGAUGCACGAUUGUGAUACGCGUGCGCAAGCCAGCAGCAAGCCCCACCUAACACUGAAUCAGUAUCCACCCAACACGUACGCCCUGGACUGGGUCACUCUCACCGCUAGCUAUCGCGCCAUGCAGCAACUCUCAACCGAGGUCAAACCAGUCAUCGAUUCGGAAUGGCAUGUCAUCAGCACCGUCUCCUUCCGCAACCCCGAUAUUUCCUGGAAGCACGUGCGCGCCUGCACCUGGCUGGGCUCGCUACAUGGCCUCUCGCUCGUGACCUCCUGGUAUUGGGGUCGAGCCGACUGGGAGGCCACGCCCAAAAUGUCGCGGGAGUUUGCAGGUGCCGAUUUUGCGUACAGCCAACUGAACCAACCACAACUCUUGGAUACGUUUGUACGGGCUGGACAAGAGGUUUCAGCGCUCGGUCAUCUCGCCGCCCCAAUUCGUCAGCAGAAGCCCCAGGUCUACUUGUUUUUCUCAGAGCUCUCCGCGAUCCUGGCGCCCGGCUACAUGGAGUUUACGCAAGUCUUGUACAGCCUGUUGGCCAUGACCAGCCUGAAUGUGGGCUUUGCAUAUGAGUCGGACCCGGACCUGACCACCAAGAUCCAGGGUUCCAUGCUCGUACUGCCACCAGCACUGUGUACCUUUGCGCCCCUACCCCCGCGCUUGCGAGCCUUGCAUCAAGCGGGUACUGCGCACCUGGUGUUGGCCACCAACAGUUCAUUGCACAAUCAGACAUUUACGCUUGAUGAACUGGCUCAGCUGGCCUCGUUGCCCACAUUUGUGAUGGACGGCCUUGCUGAUGCCUCGGCCUUUGCUAAGCUCGUGUCAUUUUUCGAGGCCCACGGCCCCGCUUCUCCUGCGUUGCGCUGUACGCAGCCGACGGGCGAGCAUUCGUCUGACAACGUCGCAGUCGUUGGUGAGGGCAAGCUCUCAAACGUGUUUGGCCUAUUGUGCUUCAGCGCAAGCGCGGAGGCGGUGGUCUUGAUUAAUGUGCUCAACGCGACGAUCGAGGCAACGGUUUCAUCCAGCAGCGGCCAAAAUCUCUCCUUUUACGAUGCGUGGACGGGCGACAAAGUCAACGCCACCGUUGCGCUGGCACCGCUUGAUGUGUUGGUGCUGACGACCUCUUGA
Messenger RNA from Monosiga brevicollis MX1, 2427 nucleotides. RefSeq lists its product as uncharacterized. The coding region runs from base 1 to 2427 and encodes 808 amino acids. Gene Ontology annotation, cellular component: beta-galactosidase complex. NCBI's taxonomy places the organism in Eukaryota, Choanoflagellata, Craspedida, Salpingoecidae. The record is from RefSeq and is a predicted model, not a curated record. The transcript is spliced from 2 exons. Gene Ontology annotation, molecular function: beta-galactosidase activity. Gene Ontology annotation, biological process: carbohydrate metabolic process.